This is a messenger RNA of Verruconis gallopava, 2064 nucleotides long. RefSeq lists its product as uncharacterized. Gene Ontology annotation, biological process: protein import into peroxisome matrix, docking. Gene Ontology annotation, cellular component: peroxisome; peroxisomal importomer complex; peroxisomal membrane. The transcript has 3 exons. Gene Ontology annotation, molecular function: protein binding. NCBI's taxonomy places the organism in Eukaryota, Fungi, Ascomycota, Dothideomycetes, Venturiales, Sympoventuriaceae. The coding region runs from base 402 to 1751 and encodes 449 amino acids. The record is from RefSeq and is a predicted model, not a curated record.
CCAGAAAUUCCCCAGAGUUCUACAACCAUCCGCUUCACCAUCCUCCACCUCCGCCUCUUGAUCGUCUCUCCUUCCCCCCACCUCUUCUGUCCCUUCACUCGACGUCUGCUUGCAUCUUCACUUUGUGCGUUGUGGUUUCUUCUUCUCUUUGUGAUACCCUUUUCGCCACUUUGUCUGUCCGACUCCGCUCGCCGUUUUCCGAGCACAGGCGCUUCUCUGGGGACCCCCGCCAGUCGUCAUUGGCUCGCUCGGCACUGCCAUCUUCUAGAACCCAGCCCAUAACAAGCCGUGCCCCAGCCGACGGUCGUCCACCCAAAGAUAACACAGCGAGCGAACGGCCCAGCGGAUGCAAACGCGAUAAAACCCAUAGCAGCACCCGUUCCUUUGCGUCGCUGCGUGCGAUGGCCUCACCGCCAAAGCCUUGGGAACGAGCUGGCGCAGGCGGAACUUCGACAGGCAUGACCUCAGAGUCAACGGCGGCAGCGCCCUCAUCAACGGCGACUGCGACAGCCACGGGAGCAUCCACGGCAGCGCCCUCGUUACCCCAAAGACCAAGCACCCUGACAUCAGUGGUAAAUCAGAAUGCAUCUGCAUACUCGACGUACGGCGCGGCAAACAGACCGUACGGCACGACCGCGUAUGGCGCGAGCCCCUACGGCGCAUAUGGAGGGUACUCAUCGUACACGUCUCCGUACAACCGCUUUGGAGCCGGCAUGAUGGGCUCCAUGUACGGUGGCUACGGUGGGUACAACGGAGGCAUGUACGGCGGCGGCUACGGUCCCGGCAUGUACGGCGGCAUGCCAGGCGAUCCGAACAACCCGCAGUCUUUGACUCAAAGCUUCAACCAGAGCACCCAGGCCACCUUCCAGAUGAUCGAAGGUAUCGUGGGAGCGUUCGGAGGCUUCGCUCAGAUGUUGGAGAGCACGUACAUGGCCACGCAUUCCAGCUUCUUUGCAAUGGUUUCGGUGGCUGAGCAGUUUGGCAACCUGCGGCAGACUCUGGGCUCUGUCCUGGGCAUCUUCACGAUCAUGCGUUGGAUACGCACAGCGAUCGCCAAGCUGACAGGCCGACCGCCUCCAGCAUCCUCAAAGGAGCUCACACCCGCCAAGUUUGCGGCUUUCACGGGUCGCUUGCCUGACGGCUCUCCAGCGCCGCCGGCGCCAUCGAAGAAGCCCUUUGUGUUUUUCAUGGUCGCCGUUUUCGGCCUCCCCUUCCUCAUGGGCAAACUCAUCAGAGCUCUUGCAAAGAAUCACGAAGAAGAAGAGAGACGGCGGAUGGCUGCCAACCCGGAACUUUUGGACGCUAACGGCAAUCUGGAUCCCAACAAGCUUGAGUUCUGCCGCGUCAUGUACGACUUCACCCCGGAGACCAACGCGCAGGUUGUGCAGGGGGUUGAUCUUGCCGUUAAGAAGGGCGACCUCGUCGCCGUCCUGUCGAAAUCGGAUCCCCUGGGCAAUCCGUCGGAGUGGUGGAGGUGCAGAUCGCGAGACGGACGGAUAGGCUACCUUCCGUCGCCAUAUUUGGAGCCAAUCCAACGAAGAACCCAAGCGCAGAUUACGGCGGGCGGCAGUACAAGUCAGCCGGUCAGCCCUGCCGGAAGCAGAGCGCAGACUAUGACGAACACAAUGUCUGCGCCGGACAGCAGGACGCAGACCAUGACUGAGAAGGUCCCCGCCAAGCCCCCGAAGAUCGAAGGCAAGCCAGGUGACAUCAGCGUCGAGAGCUUCCAAAAGGGCGGUUUCUACACUUAAGUAAUUCAAUGCGAACUGUAACAAAAAAAGGGGGUCAACUUGGGAUGCUAUGGUAGGAACUGUGCUUUCUUUUUUUCUGGGCUACAUUUCGCAUGUCCUCAGACCUGUUUCGUCUAUCGCUAGAUGAGCGGUUGCAUGGCGCUUUGGAGUUUCAAAUCCACAAAUGCGUGAGACUCGUUCUGGGUUAUCUCGGAUGGAAAAGAGUGUUUUUUUUUAUUUCUUAUUUCGAUGCAGAUAUUAAAAUGCUUGCAUGAAUCCAAACGUGCAGAACCCAAUGGCUUUUGACCUCACGCUACUUUGGUGUACUUCUUCA